Messenger RNA from Dimorphilus gyrociliatus, 2161 nucleotides. The record is from the annotation of a GenBank genome assembly. Lineage: Eukaryota; Metazoa; Annelida; Polychaeta; Dinophilidae.
GAUGUUCUAUCAAACUCAAACGUUUGAUAUACAUCAUAUUGCAACUAAUGGAAAUGUUGAAGACGAUUGGAAAAAUGAUUUUCAAAUUGAAGAUGGAAAUUUGCUAAAAAUCCUUUCAGUUGAUAAAAAAACAGCUGGAUUAUACGAAUGUUCUGGUUAUAGAAACAAUACGGAUUUAGAGUAUCAUUUAGCAUUUAUACAUGCUAUAGAUCCUCAACCAUCGUGUGCAGAAUCAGCAGUUGUUAUUAACCCUGAAUUUCCUAGUAAUUCUAAAAUUGCUUAUUGCUAUUCCAACUAUACUGCUAGAUGGCCACCUAUCGUUAAAACAAAUCCGAGUAUUGGACAAUUAUUUAGAUCUGUAGCCUAUCAAGAAGGUGAAGUUGGAAGACCAGAAAUUGAAUUUACCGUUGGAUCUUGUGCAAUCAUUAAUAAAGAUGCUAGUUUCAAUUGUUCGAUGAAUUACGGUGCUCCUCCAAGUUACACUAUCAUUAGCGAAAAUACCGAUACCAGUAGCAUGCAACUAACUACUCAAUGUAGUUCUUCGGGCAUCAAUGAUGAUAAUGAUAAUGCUGUUUUCCCUUCCACCCACCCACUCUUUAUAGACUCUUCAACAAUUUUGAACUGUUCAGCAAUUUCAGCCGAUGAUUAUUCAAGAGCUAGUUGGACACUUUCAAAAAGCCAGAAAGAUGAAAACAUUAUCGUCGCUGAGAAUUUCAAUAUUGAACCACCAGUUAGUGAUUUAUAUAAAAUAAGUGGAUUUGGCACUUAUAAUUUAGAGAUAGUAAAAGUGAAUGAAGAGACUUCAGGUGUUUAUCAAUGCUAUGGAUACAAUUCAUCCAAUAGUUUUGAAAAUUAUUAUAAAGCUUUCGUUUCGACGAUGAGUAAACCAUUUUGUUUGAAAACAACACAUCCAGCUCUACCUACUUCCUCAAGAAUGGCUUUUUGCCAUGUUCAAUAUGCCAGUAGCUGGCCACCAAAUAUGAAAGUUGGAACAAUUGAUAACUCUUUAAAUAUGCGCUCCUAUACAGAAAAGAAUACUAGCGAUUAUUUUAAAGUUGGUCAAUGCGGCAUCUUAGCAAACGCCCAAUCGAGUUUCAAUUGUACAGUAAAUUUUCCAGCUCCUCCAGAAUCUAUUCUAUUAGAUGAAUCGUAUGAUAAUUCAAGUCCAGAUUUCAGUGAAACGUGCUUCGAUAUUGAGAUGCCGUUGUCGGAAGUUCCAAAAUGGCUUCUUGACAAAUGCGAAGACGCUUUCCGACUCACAACUCUACCACCUUCAACAGUUCCACCAACAACGAAAAAACCAAGACCUUCCACUGGUGCCCCAAAAAACAUUGCUACAGAACCUGGAUCACCAGCUUUCGCCGAUUGCACGACAAUAGAUGAAACCUUUGAAGUACGCUCGUGGUUUUUCGUACAAAGUCAAGCCCCUGCCAGCUUUGCUAUUUCGACCAAUAUGGUUGUUGUUGAAGGAUUAAGGCCCCAUUUCGAAUUUCCAGACCAAAAUGAGUAUAAAUUACGUAUAAAAUCAGUAUCUGAAAUGACAUCUGGACUAUACGAUUGCUCUGGAAUGAAACAAGUUGGAGGCGAUCUACACUUUGAAUAUUAUACAGCAUUUUUAAAUGUUUUAGACGAACCUAAAUGUUCGCAGGAUGUCCAUACUGCAAUUGUUGACGAUAAGAAACUAAUCUACUGUUCAGUUAAAUACGCUGCCGAUUGGAUACCAACAAUUAAUGUAACUGUGGCAGGAGUGAGAAUUCCAGCUAAAGUAUGGAAUAAAUUUGCAUUCUCUCUAGCUCCUGUUUACUCAGAAGCGGGCUCGUGUACUAUGAUUGAUAAAAGUGCUAAUAAUUAUGGAUGUGUUGUAAAGUUUGAUUCACCACCAAGCGAAAUUAUAUUUGACGAUUACUACGAUAAAGAUGCCCCUGAUAUGACAAGAAGUUGCGAUGGACAAAGCGAUUUGAAUACAAUAUCCCAAUGGCUUAAAGAAGAAUGUUUAAAAGAAUACGGCCUUUCGACGUUAAAUCCUCCCACUUCACAACCUACAACUAAAACAACAAUAAUACCUUCAACUACACCUUCUCAAGGCCACGCAACUGCAAUCCAGCUAAAAUCAACCAUUAUAUUUUCUAUACUUUCUCUUACUUAUAAUUUUUAUAUUUAA